Molecule: messenger RNA, 1876 nt
Organism: Equus quagga
Lineage: Eukaryota; Metazoa; Chordata; Mammalia; Perissodactyla; Equidae
Gene: RUSF1
Product: RUS family member 1
Exons: 13
Coding region: 103-1512 (469 amino acids)
Source: RefSeq, a predicted model, not a curated record
CUUUCGCAAAGGAAGAUUGCUCCUCUGCAGCCGCCGUAGUCGAGCCGGAAAUGUCAUUUGGCCACGUUUCCAGCUACACGGGGCUGAAGGGAGAGAGCCGCUAUGGCUGACGGCGCGAGCCUGGAGGCCCGGCUGUGCUCGGAGCAGUACGGCUCCGGGGCCGCCCGGGGCUGCUGCGCCGCUGUCGACGGGAGCCUGCAGUGGGAGGCCUGGGGGUGGCGUUGGUGGGGCUUCUCUGGGGCUUUCACAGCAAAACCCGAAGGACCAGAUGGGGGCGGAGAGGGGGCUCCCGCGACCGCCUCAGCACCUCUCUCCCGGCUCCUGGCCUUGUUCCUGCCACAGGGCUUCCCCGAUAGCGUCAGCCCGGACUAUCUGCCCUAUCAGCUAUGGGAUUCUGUGCAGGCCUUUGCUUCCAGCCUCUCGGGCUCCCUGGCCACCCACGCAGUCUUGCUAGGCUUAGGGGUAGGAGACGCAAAAGCCUCUGUUUCAGCUGCCACGGCCACCUGGCUCGUGAAAGAUUCAACCGGCAUGCUGGGCCGCAUCAUCUUUGCCUGGUGGAAGGGGAGCAAACUGGACUGUAAUGCCAAGCACUGGAGGCUUUUUGCUGACAUCCUCAAUGAUGUAGCCAUGUUCCUUGAGAUUAUGGCUCCUGUAUACCCAAUCUGUUUCACCAUGAUCGUCUGCAUCAGCAACCUGGCCAAGUGCAUUGUAAGCGUGGCUGGUGGUGCCACUCGGGCUGCACUGACCAUGCACCAGGCCCGGAGAAACAACAUGGCUGAUGUGUCAGCCAAGGAUAGCAGUCAGGAGACGCUGGUAAACCUGGCAGGGCUCCUGGUCAGCCUCUUGAUGCUUCCCCUGGUGUCAGGUUGCCCUAGCUUCAGCCUUGGUUGUUUCUUCCUCUUCACUGCCCUCCACAUCUAUGCCAACUACCGGGCAGUCCGAGCCCUUGUCAUAGAGACCUUGAACGAAGGCCGGCUCUGGCUGGUCCUGAAGCACUUCCUUCAGAGAGGAGAGGUUCUUGGCCCCACUUCAGCCAAUAGGAUGGAGCCACUGUGGACAGGUUUCUGGCCAUCUGUGUCUCUAUCCCUGGGGGUCCCCCUACACUGCUUGAUCUCCAGUGUCUCUGAGCUGCAGCAGCUGGUUGAGGGGCACCAAGAACCCUACCUCCUUCGCUGGAACCAGUCACAAAACCAGGUACAGGUAGUUCUGAGCCAAAUGGCAGGCCCUGAGACCGUCCUGAGGGCCGCCACACACGGGCUGGUGCUUGGAGCCCUGCGGAGAGAUGGGCCCCUCCCAAGAGAGCUGGAGGAACUGAGGAACCAAGUACAGGCAGGUCUCGCGAAAGAGAGUUGGGUCAUCGUCAGGGAGACGCACCAUGUGUUGGACAAGCUGUUCCCAAAGUUCUUGAAAGGGUCAGCCCAGAGUCUCCUCCCCCAGGGUCCUGGCAGCACUCCCAUAACCUCUCCCCAGGACUGCAGGAUGCCGGUUGGAAGACUGAGAAGCACCAGCUAGAGGUGGAUGAGUGGAGGGCCACAUGGCUCCUGUCUCCAGAGAAGAAAUUCUUGUGAGCAGCCCAGACAGAGGUCCAGGUCCCAGGACAGGAGCCUGGAGCAAUGACACUUUGGCCAUAGCGGAAUGUGGGAAAAGCAGCUUUAUUUUUGCUUAGGGGAACUGCUUGGCAGGUUGGCCAAGACCUCACAGGAAGUGACUGCCAGUCCGAUGGAGUGGACCCCAGGCAGAGACAAGGUGGAGAGAAGGGAAACCAGGGCCUUCCUACUCCCCCUCCUGCCCCACUCCCCUCUCACCACUGCAGGCUCCCCACCCCCACUCAUUGUAAGGCUGAGCCCUGUCCUGGCUGUGUGGCUCAUGGUGUCCA